AUGUACACCAUGCAGGAUCCACACCUGAAGAGUCGUGCUCCAUCUAAACCAGUUGGACAGCUGAAAUGUUUCCCAGAAAAGUGCUUUGGAAGUGAAUUGUUAUCCACAGAUAGUGAGAGUUUAUACUUACUAGUGUUUUCAAAGUAUUUAUCUGUUGCACAAGCUGCAGGGGAGUUUCUUUUACUUGUAUUUGAGGAACAGAAGAAAAAAGAUAAUUCAAGCCUUUUGGAAAAUAUUAUUUGUUUCUUCUCUGAGGCUGGGUAUCCUGAUCAUGCCAGAUGCCUGGUGGAUGCAUUAUGGGAUAAUUGCGAUGAGCUGAGAAAUUGGCCCGAAAUGUCCAGACUUGGAAUGGUGCAGAAUGACACUGGCAACCUGCCAGCAGUAAAAAUUAUUGUAAGCUGCAUAGAGUGUGCAGUUUCUGGUAAAUCAGUGACAGGCAAUGCAAAAUUAGGGCAAAAAAAGAGACAACAAUUGGAGAAAAUGAAAGAAGAAUUUGAACAUAACAGACAAAAUAUAACAGAACAAUUCCUUACAUCACUUCCUGAAAUGAUGCUUUCUAACAUCUGUGAUGUAGAUUCCAUAAAGUGGUUAUUGACCAUUCCUCCUCAUUUCAAAAUGGAAAUGUUCGGCAUGCCACAGUUUCAAGAGAGUGAAGCUGAAGAGGAAUGUAUUGUGUCCAAGGAUGCAGACAGUGAUAGAGUACAAACAAACUACGGAGAUGAACCCCAGGCACCUGCAGUUGAUGAUGAUGAUGCAGCUAGUGAAAAGCUCAAUACACUUUUGAGAGUCAUCAAAAAAAUCUUUGUUCGAUAUGCAGAUGAGGAGGUUGUGGAUGGCUGUACAAAUGUUUUCAAAUUUUUCCAUAAGGAAGAUGCUCCCACAUUCAACACAACUGAUAUUCUAUUGAAUAUUUUGGCUGAGAAGACAAUCAAGCACUACAAGAAGAGCAUAAUUCGAUGGUGUCAGAUGGACCAAGUGUUGGUUCUGCUUGCGAAGAUAUGCUUUUUCGAAUUGAUGUGGCGGCUCAAGAAACUAAAGGAUCAACAUGAGGAUGCAGAAGAAAGUGUCAGAUGUUUAGCAGAAGAUGUACAAACAUAUUUUCAGGUUCUAAGAACUAUUUUGACAACAGAUAAAAUGGAUAUUAAAGUAUCGGUAAAAGAUGAGAUUUUUUUAAUUCUGUGUGAUUUCCUACAUGCAUUUGGGGCAAAAGCUACAAGGGCUCAUGGAUUUGCUGUACUUACUUGUGCACCUGACAGUCAACUCCAGUCUGACAUCAACCGCCUUAUUCAGGAGAGAUUGUUGGCAGAUGAGGAUUCGUUUAAUGAAACGUCUGGUGAUGACCAACUAAAAAUGAGAUCAAAUAUGUGUAAAAUGAUUUUAGCUGGAUAUUGCAAAUUAAUAAUUUAUGAUGUUUUACCUUUGACACCAGUUCCAUAUCUACUUUUGUACUACUGUAAAGGAUUGAAUGUUUUAGUGAAAGACAGUUAA
Messenger RNA from Schistocerca americana (American grasshopper), 1488 nucleotides. Its product is annotated as cohesin subunit SA-1-like. The record is from RefSeq and is a predicted model, not a curated record. The coding region runs from base 1 to 1488 and encodes 495 amino acids. Lineage: Eukaryota; Metazoa; Arthropoda; Insecta; Orthoptera; Acrididae. Gene Ontology annotation, biological process: sister chromatid cohesion. Gene Ontology annotation, cellular component: nucleus; chromatin; cohesin complex. The transcript has 10 exons. Gene Ontology annotation, molecular function: chromatin binding.